Messenger RNA from Charadrius vociferus (killdeer), 2742 nucleotides. RefSeq names its product Sad1 and UNC84 domain containing 1 (gene SUN1). Lineage: Eukaryota; Metazoa; Chordata; Aves; Charadriiformes; Charadriidae. The transcript has 22 exons. The record is from RefSeq and is a predicted model, not a curated record. Gene Ontology annotation, molecular function: protein-membrane adaptor activity. The coding region runs from base 19 to 2742 and encodes 907 amino acids. Gene Ontology annotation, biological process: nuclear envelope organization. Gene Ontology annotation, cellular component: nuclear envelope; meiotic nuclear membrane microtubule tethering complex.
UGAUUUGAAACAGUCAACAUGGACUUUUCACGUCUACACACGUACACUCCUCCCCAUUGUCUGCCAGAGAACACUGGCUAUACAUAUGCACUCAGUUCCAGUUAUUCUUCAUCUGCUUUGGAUUUCGAGACUGAAAACAAAAUAGAUCCAGUAUUUGAUUCGCCAAGAAUGUCACGGCGUAGUUUACGGUUAGCUGCUGCAGGAUUCAGUAAAUCAGAUGAUGCACGACAUGAUACCCUUCAUGACAGCUCUUAUGCCGGAAACAUGUCCUUCAGAGAACAGUCUUCUAAGACGGUGAAGCAACGCAAAAGUAUGAAUAAACAAUCUGGCAGUGUAAGACAAACGCCAAGGAAAAAUCUAUCCAGCUCUUCCAUUUUUAGCCAAAGCAGUUUCAAUAGCCAUGCCAGUGAUACAUCAAUGGUAUCCACUGUCUUGGAUGAAUCUCUGAUUCGAGAGCAGACGGAAGUUGAUCAUUUCUGGGGUCUUGAUGAUGAAGGUGACCCUAAAGGUGGUGAUACUACACUGAUGCAGGGAAAUGGUGAUCUAGCAGCAGCGGAAACGCAGACCACAAUGAUCAAUGGCUACACUUGCAGUGACUGCAGCAUGCUUUCUGAACGGAAGGAGGUUCUUACAGCAUACUCAGCUUCUCGUGUGCCAUCUUCCAGAAUUUACUCCAGGGACAGGAGCCAGAAACAUGUAUCUAGAGGAGCUUAUUUCUACACAAGUAAGAUUCUGCGUUUGGUCAAACAUGCUGCAGCAUCUUUUGCAUCACUAUUAGUGCAACUAUUUCAAAUGGUUUUGCUGAAGCUGGGUUAUGAAUUUAAAGCUCACUCAGACUACUGUGGAAGCAUGAAUGUAAAGGAGUUUUACAGAGAAGAUAGGCAUCUUGACGUAAAUGAGGAAUCAAUAUGUGAUGACUGUAAGGGGAAGAAACAUCUUGAAAUAUACACCACAGACCACAUGCAAUCCUCAUGGGCUAAAAGGGUAGCAAGGACCAUUUGGCACACCUUUUCUUAUGCAGGUUACUUUAUGCUUCACGUGUUGCGAACAGUGGGAGCAACAGGAUGGCUGGUGUCUCAGAAGGUGUUGUCUCUACUUUGGCUGGCCAUUCUUUCUCCAGGGAGGGCAGCUUCUGGCAUGUUCAGGUUGCUUAGAACUGGGUGGUAUCAACUUGUUACUCUGAUGUCUUUGCUCAAGGUGUUUCUUCUUAAAAGAUGCCUUCCAAAGAUCUACAAGCUGUUGCUGUUUCUUAUCCCACUCCUGUUUCUACUAGGUAUAUGGUUCUGGGGGUUUGAUGGCUUCAUUUCAUUAUUACCUUCAUUGAACUGGACGAGAAUUGAUAGAAUACAGAGAAUAGAUGACUCUGUUCGUGUUCGUGAACCACAGGCGGAUUCUUUUCACUCUGUGCAACCUCCAAAGGAUACCAUAAAUAUCUUUGAUUCUGGUCGUAUAACUGAGCUGGAAAAGCAAAUGGCCUUCGUGUCUGACAGAUGCCAUCACCAUGAUGAAAAGUACAGCAAAGUGAUGCUUCUACUCCAUAAUCUUCAAGAUCAGGUUGCCCAGAUGAGUGACAAAAGUGAAACAUUGAAGCUAAUACAAAAUGUGGUGGGUCAACAUCUUAAAGAUAUGAAACUGGAGGAAAAGACUGACUUCCUGGCUUUACAUCAAGAGCAUGAGUUACGCAUCCUGACUCUGGAAGACCUUCUUGGAAAACUCUCUGCUGAAUCAAAGGACAUCCAGAAGGAGCUUGACAUAGCCAAAGCAAAAACAGUGAGAGAUGCUGAUGAACAUACUCAACUCUUGUCCAAAGUUAAAAAGCUAGAACUAGAGUUGUCGCAGAUGAAAUCGGAGCUGUUAACUGGGGAAAGCAUGAAGACAAGUUGUGAGAAAAUAGAUGUCAUUCAUGAAAAAGUAGGUGCCCAAGUCAAAGAAUCUGUCAAGCUAAUGCUGUUUGGUGAUCAACAUGAAGACUUUCCUGAUUCGCUUCUCCAAUGGCUUACGUCCAAUUUUGUGAGCAAAAGUGAUCUGCAGACUUUGUUGCAGAAUCUAGAGUUGCAGAUCCUCAAGAAUAUUACCCUCCAUAUGUCUGUUACAAACCAAAAACUAACACCUGAAGUAGUAACAAAUGCUGUGACUAAUGCAGGGAUUUCUGGAAUCACAGAAGCGCAAGUACAGAUUAUUGUAAACAAUGCACUGAAACUCUACUCACAAGACAAGAUUGGUAUGGUGGAUUUUGCCUUGGAAUCUGGAGGUGGCAGCAUUCUGAGUACUCGCUGUUCUGAAACCCAUGAGACCAAAACAGCAUUAAUUAGCCUCUUUGGAGUUCCUUUGUGGUACUUCUCUCAGUCUCCCAGAGUGGUGAUACAGCCGGACAUGUAUCCAGGAAACUGCUGGGCUUUCAAAGGAUCACAGGGGUAUCUUGUAGUUAGACUGUCAAUGAAGAUCUAUCCGACUGCCUUUACGGUGGAACACGUACCAAAAACACUUUCACCAGCAGGAAACAUCACCAGUGCCCCUAGGAACUUUGCAGUAUAUGGUCUAGAUGAUGAAUAUCAAGAAGAAGGCAAGCUUCUAGGACAGUAUGUCUAUGAUCAAGAUGGAGAACCACUGCAGAUGUUUCCAGUGAUGGAGAAAAGUGAAAACGCAUUCCAAAUAGUGGAACUGAGAAUUCUUUCUAACUGGGGCCAUGCAGUGUAUACAUGCCUUUAUCGGUUCAGAGUGCAUGGGGAACCUGCCGAAUAA